Molecule: messenger RNA, 1346 nt
Organism: Patiria miniata (bat star)
Lineage: Eukaryota; Metazoa; Echinodermata; Asteroidea; Valvatida; Asterinidae
Exons: 8
Coding region: 171-1346 (391 amino acids)
Source: RefSeq, a predicted model, not a curated record
ACUUGAAGUCUACCUAGAGUAACGACUAAUUGGCCAUACAUACUAGAACACCUGCUUCAGAAGGACCUUGUGUCAACUAUCUCACUUUGUAUCGGUAAGCAGGACUAGUGACGUAUUUACAGUGUGCUUGUUGUUUUGCUUUCAUUAACAGAGACAACAACUGAUGAGAAAUGCAGUGGCUAUCAUUGUUGAUAUGCUGCGGAUUCGUCCUAGCGAUCACUGAUGGAACCGUGUUCUUGGAACGAGGCAGCAGAGGGAUCGUGCCCUGUCCUCUCGUAAAAUCUCGCGAAAUCUCCCGAAAAAACGUUGACGCGAUGUUCUGGUACUAUGGCUCAACGAGCGACACAUCCUUGCUCAUCUGGUACUCCUUGGGACGAGUGGCUCCCCUGCCAAACGGGAUCCCAGAGGGCGUCUAUGAUAUCGAUAAUGAGUUCAGUCUCGUCAUUCAGAACGUCACCGCCUCCAAUGAGGGAAGCUACUUUUGGAAGUUGAAACCACAUUUGGUGAUAGAAGAGGGACAAGUUGAAGUUUGUGUCAAGGUUUCCCCAAGACGUCCGUAUCCUACCGUCAUCGGCUGCAAUCAAGACCACGACGCAGACACGUGUGAGAUGAGAGUACGACACGACAGCACGGUGCAUAACCUGACCUGCGUCAUGGAGCAGGUCAAACCUGCUGUUGAACUGAGAUGGAUCCACCUGUUUUGGGGCGGGAAGACUGAACUAAAGGCCUCCACAUCAGUCUGGCCUGAAGUUCUACCCGCCUACACUGGGGCGUCGUUGAGGAACAACACCUUUUCGACUUCAGCAUCAGUCCAAGUGACAACAGUUGAUGGCGAUCAUGAAGUAUUCGUGUGUAAGGCAAAAGGGGUUGUUGUUGGCAAAGGCGCACGCAUGAGGGUACGCAUUACCAAAGCUCAUCACACCACAGUGUCUCAUGAGGAAGUUCAGACCGACAAUCCAGGGUCGUCGUUGAGGACCAACACCUAUUCAACUUCAGCAUCAGUCCAAGUGCCUGCCGUUGACAGUCAGGAAGCAUGCACGUGUAAGGCAACGGGUGUUGAAGGCAAAAACCAACGCAUAAUAGUACGCCUUACCAAAACUCAUUACAUCCAAUCAUCCAACAAUCUAGGAUCAACGCUUGUUUGGGCUGACGAAGUAUCACCAACUGCUAACAAACCUGCUCAGAAUAGGCCUACCAUUCCUGAGAUUUUACUAGGGAUCGUGUUGAUAUUCGCAUUUAUCGUCAUUGCCGGUCUCAUCCGCUUGGUAUAUGUACAGAGGAAAUACAUUAAAUUCAAUCGUGCACGGGAGAGGAGGCCUAACUAUGAAAUGCAGGCAGCCGUUUGA